CAUCGAGAAGUGUAAUCCCUCCGCUAAGUACUUGGCUCUCAGGCUCCAAUCACUAGUGGGAGCUGGAGAGGGCAAGUGAAAAAAAAAAAAAAAAAAAUUCCAGAGGCAGCAGAGGAGCUAGAGGGAAAAAAAAAAAAGUCCCGCGGCGGCGGCAGAGCGGCCACGGCGGCCAGAAGUUGACGGCGCGGCUGUGCGCGGGGCGCGGCGUGGACGCGGGCCUGCGGGGCGCCGGGACGGGCGGCGCCGAGGACGCCAGUGCCGGGGCGCGGCGGCGGGUUUCAGCGUGGUCAAGAGCGUGAAUGUACCUGAAGUGGAUGUACUGCUCGUAAAUCAUCAAGAACGUCCUACACAUUGGUUAUCAGCAGCCUGUUUAUCUGGUUCAAACUUCUGCUGAAUCACAACCAUUUUCCGUUGAGCUAUGACAAGAGAGGAAACAAAAAGUUAAACAAGCAAGCCUGUCAUACGUGGAAGGGGCAACACUGUUGGAAGAGAUUACUAUACACAAAUCUCUGGGCCGAGAGUGGAUAGAGAUGAGAAAGAUACUGCCAAGGAAAUUUAUAGAAACAAAACUCAAAUCACUCUGCGCUGUGAUCAUCUUGUAGUUGCAAACUUCCUUGAUAACAUGCUUUUGCGAAGUUCAGGAAAAUUAAAUGUGGGCACCAAGAAAGAGGAUGGUGAGAGUACAGCCCCCACCCCUCGUCCAAAGCUCUUGCGAUGUAAAUGCCACCACCACUGUCCAGAAGACUCGGUCAACAAUAUUUGCAGCACAGAUGGAUAUUGUUUCACGAUGAUAGAAGAAGAUGACUCUGGGAUGCCUGUGGUCACUUCUGGAUGUCUAGGACUAGAAGGCUCAGAUUUUCAAUGUCGGGACACUCCCAUUCCUCAUCAGAGAAGAUCCAUUGAAUGCUGCACAGAACGGAAUGAAUGUAAUAAAGAUCUACAUCCCACGCUUCCUCCGCUGAAAAGCAGAGAUUUCGUUGACGGACCUAUACACCACAAAGCUUUACUUAUAUCUGUGACUGUGUGUAGUUUGCUCUUGGUCCUCGUCAUUUUAUUCUGUUACUUCAGGUAUAAAAGACAAGAAGCCAGACCUCGGUACAGCAUUGGGUUAGAACAGGAUGAAACUUACAUUCCUCCUGGAGAAUCCCUGAGAGACUUAAUUGAGCAGUCGCAGAGCUCGGGGAGCGGAUCAGGCCUCCCUCUGCUGGUCCAGAGGACGAUAGCAAAGCAAAUUCAGAUGGUGAAACAGAUUGGAAAAGGUCGCUAUGGGGAAGUUUGGAUGGGAAAGUGGCGUGGCGAAAAGGUAGCUGUGAAAGUGUUCUUCACGACAGAGGAGGCCAGCUGGUUCCGAGAGACAGAAAUAUAUCAGACGGUGUUGAUGAGGCAUGAAAACAUCUUGGGCUUCAUUGCUGCAGAUAUCAAAGGGACGGGGUCCUGGACACAAUUAUACCUAAUCACAGAUUAUCAUGAGAACGGUUCCCUCUAUGAUUACCUGAAGUCCACCACCCUAGAUACUAAGUCGAUGUUGAAGCUAGCCUAUUCCUCAGUCAGUGGCCUAUGUCACUUACAUACUGAAAUCUUUAGUACUCAAGGCAAACCAGCAAUUGCCCAUCGAGAUCUGAAAAGUAAGAACAUCCUGGUGAAGAAAAAUGGAACUUGCUGUAUAGCUGACCUGGGCUUGGCUGUUAAGUUUAUUAGUGACACGAAUGAAGUUGACAUACCACCCAACACUCGAGUUGGCACCAAGCGCUACAUGCCUCCCGAAGUGCUGGAUGAGAGCUUGAACAGAAAUCACUUUCAGUCUUACAUCAUGGCCGACAUGUACAGUUUUGGACUCAUCCUUUGGGAGGUCGCUAGGAGAUGUGUAUCAGGAGGUAUAGUGGAAGAAUAUCAGCUCCCCUAUCAUGACCUGGUGCCCAGCGACCCCUCUUACGAGGACAUGAGAGAGAUCGUGUGUAUCAAGAAGCUGCGGCCCUCCUUCCCCAACCGGUGGAGCAGCGACGAGUGUCUCAGGCAGAUGGGGAAACUCAUGACGGAAUGCUGGGCUCACAAUCCUGCCUCAAGACUGACAGCCCUACGGGUUAAGAAAACACUUGCCAAAAUGUCAGAGUCCCAGGACAUUAAGCUCUGAGGCAAGAAUAAGUGUCUCUGGACAAAGCCAAUAGAUAUUCUUCUGUUUGUGGGCAGAGCAAAAGAUGUUCCAGAAGCAUCCACAGUCCAAGCCUCGAACAUCCUCCUGCUCCCCAGAGGGUAUAUUCUUACCUCUCAGGGAGCAGCCUGGACAAACAGAAGUUUCCAGAAACACAGAUUCCUCGUGUCUGUCUAUAGGAGAGAGAAACUGCCUGGGUAAUUUGUUCAAGAUAUGAUGCAUGUUGCUUUCUAAGAAAGCCCUGUAUUUGGGGAUUGCCUUUCAUUUUUUCCUCAAAAGAUAAUUUUGCCAAAAUAAAAAUGUAAAUGUUUCAAGGUUUAUACUAUUUUAGUUUAAAGAAUAACAACUAAAGUUCUUCCCAGAAAUUCUGCUGGAAGGUAAAUUAAAAUAUGUGUUUCCAUUGGUAAAAUUUUGUUGCACUCUACCAACCAAAAGACAAUCGUUGAAGCCGGAGAACUGAAUGGAGCUCAUCUUAAAAGCCCCCGACAUGCCCCUGCCUCCUCAGACCACUCUGGCCAGCCCUGCUGGGGCAGCCGCAGCAAUGUGAAUGCACCUGGGUGCGGGCACCGCCUGGGUGGGACCACCUCUGGGGAUUCCCUCUCGUGACCUUCUGCAGUUUCAGAGGAUGUGGGACAAAUGAAGGUUUUAUGUGACUCUACUAGAAGUAAAUGUUAACACUGUUCUUCAGAACCACUUUAUAUUUCUGAUUCUGUUAGGUUUUUUCUUUCAUUAAACACAAAGCUUUUUGUGUGUGUGUAGGAAGUUGAACCCCUGCCUGCUUUUGAUCUCUCAAAUGAAAGGAUCAAUAUUAGGUAGAGUGGCUGUCAGUUGUGUCGAAGACAAGGCGCCUUAAAACAGAGCUGAUUUGCUCUUGUGCUGUAAGAAGAUGGUGUCGAAAAGGCAGGCGGUGAGGGUAGAGGUGCACGUGGCUUGUGUCUUAGGAAGAGGCCUCGGGCGCACGAGGGGAGAGGUGUGCACGACUCACUGUGCGCAAAGACGGUUUCUUCUAGUGAUCACCUGCCUUUUCUCUGUCUGACUUUAGAGGAGAGGAAACUUAUGUCAGGUUAACUGAACUCAUUUUAAUUUUAAAUUAGAUAAAUACAACCUCCAAAUGGAACAGCAGAGGAAUGCUAGUGGAGACCACCAGAUAUUAUGGCUGUCGUGACUUAUUCUAGAAUAGAUACAGAUGGAGGAUGUAAGUCUUAAGUGAUAGCGUCACAUCUUAGGAGUGCUGACUCAGAUUAUUUUAUCUUCAUGACGUUCAACUCACUUUUUAAUUUAUUAUUGUUUUCUUCUCCGUGGCACUUGUGCAGAACAUCUCUCCACCUAUUCAGUUAUGUAGGCAUAAAAACUUUUGAGCAGCAGGAGUCAAAUCCUUGACAGGGCCAGUAUCCCUUAGCAACAGGAGCAUAAUAAAGGGUACAGUUGUACACACCCCUCUAAACCUUAUUCGUUUGCUUCCUGACUGUGGUUUUCUUUUGCUUCUUCGAGUUCUAUAGUGUUUAGCAAAGAAUUGGGAAGCCCCUCCUCUUUGCUCUUAAAAAAAAAACAAACACACACAGCAAUUCUGUUCUUUCCAGAAUACUCCAGGGGGCAGUGUUUUAUAAGACAUUUUCAUUUCCCCUUUUGGUGGCUGAAGAAUGGAGGGUUUUUGGAAAUGUGAGAGCUGCACGAAAAAUGAGAAAAUAUUUUCCUCACUUCUGAAGUGAGCUUGCAGCUGGUGACUGGUUCCUCCAGAAAGCAUCCGAAGGCAGAGGCCGACUGUGAGCUGUGCUUGCCGUCUGGGAGAAGCAGUGUUCUGUAUGCAGCAUUCACUCCCCAGCACUUCAGAAACACAACUCCUUCGUGACAAUAUUUUCUUAAUCCUUGAAUAUGAAAAAAAAAAGUUUCAGCUUUUUCAAAGAUUAAAAACAGUUGGUUCCAAAUAUAAUUAUGAUUAGAAUGCUGCUUUUACUGAUAUUAAGAUAAUCUGAACAAUAGUGUAAGUGUUUCCUUUUCUUAUGUCAAAUAUUUUUUGUGAUUGCUUAGAAGGAGUAUGUGGCUAAAGCUAAGUGUGAUAAUCGUCUGAGCCUAGGAGAGAAACUUCAGUGCAUCUAGUCAGAUCAUCUGCAAAACAAAUAAGUAAACGUUUAUGUCUGUUAAGUGGGGACAUGUUUGUGUUUCUUGAUUUUCCCUAAAUUUAGGUGAUGUUUGGGCUUAGCGCUCAGGUAACAAUGUGGUUUUGUUUUUAAUAAGUUCUUAUACAUGGAUGACUUCAAAUCAGAAUAUACUGUGGAGAGGUGAUAAUUUGAAGGUAAACAGAUUUCUAGGGAGGUGUUGGUUCCUGUGAAAAAUGGGAAGAAAUUAAGAUAGUGUCCAAAUUUCUUUCAUAUAAUUUGUUUGGUUGCUUUGGAAAAAUGGAUAGCUUACUUUCUAAUUCCCAACAUGGUAUACUCACUAUGGACAUUUAAAAAUUAUUCCUGGUAUACUUAAAAAGACACAUUAGUUAUUGUUGUGUUUUAAUGAAAUGAGAAUUUAUUUAUGAAUAGAUUUUUUUUGUCUUACCAAAAUCCACCUCACUUAGGAAAUAUUAAAUUGUUCUUAAAGAGACUACCUACUCACUUCCAAAUUAUUAAUUUUGAUUUUUAAAUUUCUGGUAGCUCAGAAGUGAAUUUUAUUUUUUUGUUUUGUCUCUCAAUAGAAUAGUGGGGACCUGGAAAUAAUGUAGAUGAUUGCUUACUUUCAGGAUGAUUUCAAAGACUAAAAUUUUCUCCUAACCUUUUCCCUGCAAAGGAGUCCUAAAAUAUUACUUGUUAGCUAAUAUAAGUUUGUAUGCUAAGAUAUUUGGGUUUAUAGUUUAUGUAUGUGUGUAUAUUAUAUAAAUAUAUGUAUAUAUAAAUAUUAUGUUCAGUUUGGAGUCCGGCACAGCUCCAUUAUGUGGAUUAGAGAGUAAAGUAUUAUGGAUGAUAAAGUACUAAGUAAAACGUAAUAUUUAUUUAUAAAAGGGUGUAGAUUGUUACAUCACAGGCAGCAGUGCUAUGAACAUUGCGUGUUAGGAGACAGGUCUCUGACCUCCUGAAACGCGCUGCUCAAAAGACACUAGUGACCAUUCUUUUUGUUCUCAGAACAAAACUUCUUAUAAAAUAUGCUAAGAUUUUAUUUACAGGGAAUUCUUCGACACGUUUCAAUUGCUGUGUAGUCAGAGCGAGUACUGAAUAAUGAUUGACUUUCAUGUUUCUAGAGUCAUGCAUAUUCAUUAGAAGUGACAGUGUUUUGUGUUGUUGGUCUGUCCUUCUCUGUUGGUAGGUGGGAAGGCACUGAAAGGAGUCCAGUUUUUUAAACUUGAAUAAUUCUAUAGUCAUAGCUCCUUAGACAACUUGGUCACAUAGCCGUGGAAAUGAAAGAAGGCAUCAGAAGUGACUUAAUUUAGAACUUAGGAUUCCUUUUGUAAAACAAAACAAAACAAAAAACAAUGCCAUAUUUUUUGGAGAAAAGUUAGACUAUAUAAGGGAUUUUGUUGUCUGUUUCAAAAGAAGACUCAUUUGUGUUCUUUUGGGGAACCAGUGCCUUACUGAAUUUGUAUAUACUGUAAUUAUUCAGAACUAGGGAACAAACAAUUGUAUUUGUUACAAAUUGUAUAUGGCUUUGUUUUAACAUUCCCCCUAAUAAAAUGGUUUCAUUCUCCCCUUGG
This is a messenger RNA of Cervus elaphus (red deer), 5819 nucleotides long. RefSeq names its product bone morphogenetic protein receptor type 1B (gene BMPR1B). The record is from RefSeq and is a predicted model, not a curated record. Bases 623 to 2131 code for a protein of 502 amino acids. Gene Ontology annotation, biological process: dorsal/ventral pattern formation; cellular response to growth factor stimulus; BMP signaling pathway. The transcript has 14 exons. Gene Ontology annotation, cellular component: plasma membrane; signaling receptor complex. Gene Ontology annotation, molecular function: transforming growth factor beta receptor activity, type I; ATP binding; SMAD binding. Lineage: Eukaryota; Metazoa; Chordata; Mammalia; Artiodactyla; Cervidae.